AUGCAUUUCGAAGCCAAAGCUGCAAUGCAAAAUACAAAGCCGGUGCAAUGCUAUAUAUGCCUUAAAUACAAUCACGUAGCAAAGUACUGCAAAACGAAACAGCAGAUAUGUGCUCGAUGUGGUGAUAAUCAUCGUAUCGAUCAAUGUACUGCUGCUAGUGAUGCAAUGAAAUGCUGCAAUUGUAAAGGUAGUCAUUUAGCAACAUCAAAUGAAUGUGCAACUUAUAAAGAACAAGAGCAAAGAAUGCACAAUUUAGUAAAUCAAUAUUCAUCCACAAAUAAACCGACAACAACAGCACCAGCCAUACAUGAUAUUAAUGAAUUUCCAUUGCUACCAAACAUUUCUCAACGUCAACAAGAAUAUCUACAUAAUGAAUUAUUCGAUGAAAUCAUUAAUGUAUUAAGCAGCAAAAUGGAAAAAAUCAUCGAAGAAACAACCAGUCGAAAUGAUCGAGUAGGAAAACUUGGUGGUGGAGUUUUAUUAGCAGUGAAACAACACAUUAAAUGUCGAGAAGUACUUAACAAAACAUCACAGAUGAAUGAAAUAAUUGCAAUUGAAGUUGAAACACAAUUAUUCAAGUCGAUAUUGAUAGCCUCCAUCUAUGUUCCACCAACAGCAAAGAUGGAUCUUAAUAUCUUUCAAGAAUUGUAUAACAUCAACAACAACUGUAUUAUUGUAGGUGAUCUCAAUGCAACAUUACAUCACAUGGGAUCAGCCAAGGGAAAUGCAAGAGGAAGACAGCUGCAAGAAUUAUUUAAAGAAGGUUUUAUUGAAGGUGUAGAUGAUGAUACUCCAACAUUUGAAAAGAAUGACUAUGAAGUUAAGCUCGACUGGCUUUUAGGUAGUCAGCCACUUCUAUCUUUCACAUCAAAUAUUGAAACACACCCACCAAUUGGUACAUCAUGCGGACACAAACCAUUAACCUUCGACAUUUCCAUUGGAGCUGAACCAAAACCUGCAUCUCCAAGAAUGUCAUUUAAUUUUAAAGCAGCAAAAUGGUCAAAAUUUCGAAGCAAAUUAGAUCAACAACUGAUGCUAUGGAAUAAUGAUCGUCGUUUAGAUUCAGCAUUAGAUAUAGAAGAAUAUACGUCGUUUAUUACUAAUUCCAUAUUAGUAGCAACACAAGAAGCUGUUCCACUGUCCAAACAAACGAAUACAAGACCUAUGAUAAGUGAAGUUACGAAGAGGCAAACUACUGGAGAAAAUAAUCAAACAACGUCUAAUGCUUGA
Rotaria sordida is the source of this 1230-nucleotide messenger RNA. The record is from the annotation of a GenBank genome assembly. Lineage: Eukaryota; Metazoa; Rotifera; Eurotatoria; Philodinida; Philodinidae.